AAAACGAUGACACAGAGACAAGAAGGACACGAGCGCUGACACAUGACAGAAAUGAGCUUGUAGCGCUUGUAGCUCUGCAUUGUUUUACAGCCGUGUGACAAAAUGAAUAUCUUGCCCAAAAAAAGCUGGCAUGUUCGCACCAAGCGAAAUAUUGACCGUGUACGCAAGGAUGAAGCGCGUGCAGCCCAAGAGGAAAAGGAACUUCAGAGGAAGAUUCAGCUUGCGGUGAGUAGCACUGCCACGAACUUUUUUUUUCCUUUAUUCUGUCCAGCCGUCUUCAGUGAAGUAUUUCUGGACACAGUCAAGGUGAACUUCCUCGUCGAGGAUUGUCUCUGGAAUCCUGGAAGGUAUGGUUUCCACCUGGUCCUCACCUCACAAGUUGAAGCUAUGUACAAUAUUAGAGCUCGUGAGGCCAUACACUUCCAUGUUGCAAGUCAUACUGAGCACCAUUGUAUGUACUAUGUAACUUUUCAAGAAGCUUUUUUCAUGGAAAGUGUGCUGUUCCCUUCACCUAUUCUGUUUGUCCUCUUCCUUGUGCAUCAGCGAAACCUGCAUUCUAAAAAUGAAGAUCGUGAGAAAGAAAAGAAGGCUGAGCAGGAAGACUAUGAGAAAAAAAUAGGCCUUCUCACAUAUUUGGGACAGAGCUCAAGUGAAGCCUCUGGGAGCAAACCAUGGUUUGCCGAGUCACAUGAAGACCGCUUGCAGCUUCAUGAGAAGUCAGAAAAAGAAACAAGGGAUGCCAAGAAUAAAGACCGCAUAGACCCACUGCAUCUCAUGAAGCAUUAUGUCUCCUUGAAGUAUGAUUUGAAAGAAAACGGUCAGAAGAUCAAGAAGCUAAAUCAAAUUGCACAGAAAACAGAAUUACAUUCGAAGAAAGUAAAGCGCCUGGAUAAGCCACUGGAACAGCUGCGUGCUGAGAGGUUGGCUCGUGAGAAGGCAGAGCGAGCAAAGGCCGAGGAACUCCUUCGAAGAGCUCGGGGAGAGCUGCCAGUUCAGGACAAGUUGCAUGACGUCAUCAUGGAUGAUAGACGACGUGGCUACAACUCCCAGUACAACCCACACUUAGCCAAGCGUCCGCAGUGACUUGUUUCGAGUUUACGCCAUCACUUACUGGAUUGUAAAUAGGCGAUGUUGCUGUAUUGUUAAGCUGAAAAUACUUCAUUAAGAUGCAGCAUCUAUGUACAGUAUGCAUGAAUAGUAGCCAUGUGUGUAAAGGCUUACAAGUGGUGUUGCAAUGUAUUGUAUGUUGUUGGCAAUGAUUCUAUUCUAUGCACUUUGUGAAUGAAGGCUCCCUGGGUGCCACAGUGA
Messenger RNA from Rhipicephalus microplus (southern cattle tick), 1308 nucleotides. RefSeq names its product leukocyte receptor cluster member 1 homolog. NCBI's taxonomy places the organism in Eukaryota, Metazoa, Arthropoda, Arachnida, Ixodida, Ixodidae. The record is from RefSeq and is a predicted model, not a curated record.